This is a messenger RNA of Trypanosoma cruzi, 2643 nucleotides long. RefSeq lists its product as uncharacterized. The transcript has a single exon. The record is from RefSeq and is a predicted model, not a curated record. NCBI's taxonomy places the organism in Eukaryota, Euglenozoa, Kinetoplastea, Trypanosomatida, Trypanosomatidae. The coding region runs from base 1 to 2643 and encodes 880 amino acids.
AUGUUAGCGUUGGCGCGAGAACAACUACAAAUGGAGGUGGAGCGGCGAAAUCAGGCAGAGCAACGGGUGCAAGAAGCGGAAGAAGCUGCCGCAGAGGCACAGAGGCACUGCGGGGUUGCUGUUUCAGAUCUUCACCGUGACGUUGAGGCCGAGAAGGAUGCAAUGGAGGCAAAACUGCAGCAUCUACAACGGGAGCUCAUUGCACGCCGCGCGGAGGCUGUGUGUGUGCGUCAAGAGAGUAUUGCUCUAGAUGCCAACGUCACAAAGAUGGAAUUUCUGCUCGAACAUGGCUAUGAGCGCGCUGCAGCGGAGCAGCAUUAUACACUGUUGCUUACAAGAGAGGCGGCAGCACGCGCGGCACAGGAUGAACUGAUUGCGCUUCUUGAGGACGUGACUCGUGAGCAUGAACUUGCCAAAUGUCGUGAGUGCCUGUCCGCACCCAUGUCGCUGCUUGAGACAGUACAUGCCGAAGGGAACUACCGUGACAAGUACGAGUACCUCUCCGAUGUUGUUGGCCAUCUUUUUCGCUCUGUUCAGGGGCUUGUGAUGUAUGCGGAAGGCUCACUCAACAGCCUGGAGUCUCUGCGGCAUGGCCUCUGUGGUGUUUGGGGACGUCACGGUAAUGAGAGCGAUGCCGGCGGACAAAAAACAGUAAACCCGCCCUUGCCAAACCCAACACUCGCGACAGGGCCUUUUCCCUCAUCCCUCCCAUCCUCCACCGUUUCUGCAGCCGCCAAUUCACCCAUGCGGCAACCACAAGAACAACAACGAUUGGCGAUCUUUGAGGAAGAGCGAACCCGACUGGAGAUGCUGGCAGCACAAUUAAAAUAUGCACAGCGUCAUUGCUGUGAGGUCGUUGAAGGCCUUGGAAAGGGAAAAGAGGAGCUGCAGCGACAGUGCACUGCCCAUCAGCAGCAAUUGGAACAUCUCCAACAGGUAUCUCUCAGAAACAAUACGCAAGAGUUGAGUAGAGCUCUGAAAGCCAAUGAAAAGGCAUUAGUGCAACUCCGGGAAGAUCUGCAGCAGUCCUUUGCAACAGAACGUGCUCAAGCACGGGAGCGAGAGAGGGAAUUAGAGCAGCGAUGUGUCCAUCAGUCUUCCGAAGUGCGGCAGGUGACUGAAAUGUUAGCGUUGGCGCGAGAACAACUACAAAUGGAGGUGGAGCGGCGAAAUCAGGCAGAGCAACGGGUGCAAGAAGCGGAAGAAGCUGCCGCAGAGGCACAGAGGCACUGCGGGGUUGCUGUUUCAGAUCUUCACCGUGACGUUGAGGCCGAGAAGGAUGCAAUGGAGGCAAAACUGCAACAUCUACAACGGGAGCUCAUUGCACGCCGCGCGGAGGCUGUGUGUGUGCGUCAAGAGAGUAUUGCUCUAGAUGCCAACGUCACAAAGAUGGAAUUUCUGCUCGAACAUGGCUAUGAGCGCGCUGCAGCGGAGCAGCAUUAUACACUGUUGCUCACAAGAGAGGCGGCCCGGCACGCGCAGAUUCAAAUUGCUACUGAGCAGAGGGCGCUGCGAGAACGUGAGGCAACUGCACAGCAGUGUUACGAGGACCUUUGUUCUCUGCUGGAGUGCAUGCGCGAAGAUGAGUUCAAGGCGGAGGCGCAGCAACGCGAGGAGGAGGCUGACACUGAGGCACGUCGACGCAUUGUUUCCGUUGAAACGCAUACCGGCAUUAUUCCUAAAAAAAAGAAGAAUGACGAGUGUGGCACCGUUGAAGAAGUAGAUGAUGGUAAUGAUGAUGAGGCCGGCGGAAAGACGCAGGUGUUACUUCACCGUUACGGCACGCCAACGACCCUUACGGGCGUUGUGACAUGUCUUCAAAAUGCCUACGAGGCGGUGCGGCGUCAUCAGCGAUACAUGCAGAGCACCGUUGACGUUGCUAAGGAGCGUGUGCGGCAGUUGCAACAGGAGGUUGCCACUUUGCGCCCGCGACUGGAGCAGCUGAUGGCGGAGUACGAGAAGCAGCAGGUGAAUUUUAAGCGGAUUUGGAAUGAGCAAACGAUGUGGGAGCGGCAAGAGACCCUGAAGGGACUGCUUGCAAAGCAAGAGGCCCUUUUAGCGACGGUGAAUGUAGAGCGCGAGGCACUGCAGGUGCGGUGGUCAACACUCAGCGAGGAAUAUCGGGCUCUCGAGCGACGUAACUCGCAGCUGCAUGAGCGAUGUGCAGUGAAGGAGGCGGAGAACGCACGACUGCUGGGAUUUUUGAGGGCCAAGCAGAUAACAUCUCCAUCCUCUUUCUCACCAUCAUCGUCAGCACCGCAGCAGCCGACAUCAACAUCAUCACGAUCGCCAGGUGUUGUGUGUGAAUCACCAGCGGAGGCAACGACGAACGCGAAGGAAACCGCGGUGGGAAACUCACCGGAAACACGGCGGACAGAAACUUCCACAGUGCCUAGACACCCUGUGUCACGGGGGUCGUCGAGUGUCGCCGGUCUUAGCGGACAGGCGCGUACCUCAUGCAGCAGCUUUCUCGAUGAGGAAGCCGCUGUCAGUAAUAGUGCUGUUGGAGUGGUGCUGCCUCUAGGACAGCACCCACAUGAUCGCGGUGUGUGGCGCACGGCAUGCCGUCUUGGACGAAGUGCUCGUACGACUGCAGCUGCCACCGCAACGACGGCUGAGGAGGAACCAUGUAAACCGAACUGA